Molecule: messenger RNA, 2910 nt
Organism: Phytophthora nicotianae INRA-310
Lineage: Eukaryota; Oomycota; Peronosporomycetes; Peronosporales; Peronosporaceae
Exons: 1
Coding region: 1-2910 (969 amino acids)
Source: RefSeq, a predicted model, not a curated record
AUGCGCGAAGGUGACGCGAAGGUUGUGCGACCACAGAGAAAGCUGCUUGCACGUGUGCGGGUUCGGGGGAGGAUCUCACGCGGCAACCACUUCCGAAAACCACCGAGUCGUGCAGAAGAGAGACCAUCACUCUCCAUGGGGAGGAAUCUCAAGGGCAAGGCGGCCAAGGCGGGAGCGGGCUCGCAACAGAAGCGCCGCAAGAAGUCCGGGUUGGGCGCGGGUGGCAGCAGCCCGGCGCUGUCGGCCACAUCGUCCUCUGGCGGCACGUCCACGCCCGGACACCGCGAAUGCGAUCAGUGCGGCAACAAUAUGCUGCUCGAGGGAGUGGCGAAGGCCUGGCCCGUUGGAAAGAAGAGCGUGGCAUCUACGGGGUGCCAGAUCUGCGACUUUGUGGCCUUCCGGCGCUCCCAGCGGCCUUGUGUGGAGUGUGCGCGCACUGGGUGCGACCAUUUCUGCGAGUGGUGCGGCAAAGGCUUCCACGUAAAGUGCGCCAAGCUGCGGAACGAAGAUGUGGGCAACCCGAAUGGGUUCUGCUGUCAUAAAUGCGAGUCUGAGCAGAGUGAAGGCCACGACACUGACGAGGAGGAGACUAAAGGGGAGGAGAACGACGAAGACGUCGGCUCGCGAUGCGGAAGCUGUCGACUACCUUUCUCCACGACCGGUAAAGACCCUGAGGACGUCAAGGUCGCGACGGGCUUCAAAGUGAACCAGGCGGUACUUGUGGACAAUGAUGAGGUGCUGUACAAUGCGCUUAUCACCGAGGUGGACACUACGGGCGAGCGUAUUAAGAUCCACUUCACGCGAUGGAGUAAGUCGUUUGAUGAUUGGUACGCGAUGGAUGACGAGCACAUUAACGAGAGUCUCGCCUGCGAUUGCUGCAACCAGUGGUUCCAUAUCGGCUGCUUACCGCCCAUUAAGAGCUCUGGUAGGUGGAAAGACUCGACGUAUGUAUGUCCGCGAUGUAUUGACGACGCGCGCGCAUUCCACAACGGCAAUCGGUCGGUGCUGAAGGCGAAGGCAGCGUAUAUCUCGACGAGCAACGCGAUUGCGAAGGCUUCGAAGAGAGUAACGUCGCCUAAGGAGAGCGAAACGGCGACAGUGGCGGUUGCGAAGACUAAGAAGCCCAGUAAAGCGGUUGUGGUUAUCGACGACGAUGAUGAAGACAUGGAGGAGGAGGAGAAGAGCGUCGAAAAUGCGAAGGAAGAAGUCGAAGAAGACGUCAGCAUCGCAAAGGCGCCGCAUAAGAGAAAGCGAAAAAUGUCGGAAGCUGCGGAUUCUCCAGUGAAUGCGCAGGCGAAUGAACAGUCCGCAACUAGCGCUGCGAAUACUUCUCCAGCGAAGGCCUUAACGACUGCCUCUUCCCCGUCAAGAGCCUCUUCGGCGACGACAGAGGCUAAAGGUAAUGCUGAAGGCAAAGCGAAUGCAUUAAAGACGCCGGCGGUUGACGCGAAUGCUGCUGCGUGUGCGAAUGCGGCGACCAUGAUGCAUGCGUCUCCAGAACACACGAUCAAGGUGGCGACUGAGGCGCACAGCUCUCCGUCCAAGGCUGCAACGGCUAAGAUCGGCGCAAGCAACAAGUCUGGUGUAAGCGAAGCCAAGUUGGACAAGCAAAUUAAGACGCAGACGCUAAAAACCGAGUCGGCUACGGACCAUUCGAGUCGACAGUCGUCGAGUAAUACCGUCAUGUCGUUGUUGAACAGUCCUCCAACAAAUGAGACACCUGUGAAAGGUUUCAAGCCGACAGUGGCGUCUCUGCCCAUGCUGAACCCAGCAACAAACCGCAACAACACAACCGCCUCAUCAUCCAAACCAUCGAUGGCAACGCCCGCGAGCUUCCAAGUGUACGUCAAGAUGGAACAGAAGAGCGGUCGGUUUCCGUUAUAUCCCCGUCCAAUGCCGAAUGUUAAAUCCGUCCAAUCUGUACGGAAGGAGGUACCAGCUCCACCUAUAAAAGCGAAGGUGCCGGUGGUCCGAAAGACGAAGCAGACUCAAGCUGGAGGCCGCGGUCUCAGCGCGUUCGACAUUCUACGUGAAGUAGCAUCACAAGAGAUCGAUGAAAGUGCUGUAUCAGUAAAGCCGAAGCGCGAGAAGCGUCCCACAGCAAGUCGUGGUAGUAGUACCAGUGUCAAACGUGUGAAGAUGGAUGUGUCGACGUGUACAUCGAACUCCAAUGCUACUUCAUCAGCUGGAGUUGCCGCUCAUCCGGACACGAACCAGUCACCGCAGACUCGUGAGCGAAUCCAGAUGAACUCGUUCGUGGACCUGCACUUCAGUAUCCGCAAGGAAAUGUACCUGCGCUUUUGUCGGUUAGAAGAGGAAGGAAUGUUGACACGCGACUCGGCGCAUUUACUUCGUUCACUGAUUUACCCGACGUCGGAGCGAUUCCAAGACCUCAAGUUUGUAUACCUGGUGAACAAGGACUUGCCAUCGGUACAGCUCACUAAACGGCUAUUGGAAGCAGUGCCGUACCCUCCAGCCGCAGCGAAACCAAUUGCAACCACGGUGCCUCAUGCUCCUCCUGCUGCGAUUCGGUCUCCCAUUGCCGGUAAGGGUCUUACGGGCCUUCCCAUGUCGAUGGGGAUGUUUUCUGCUGGUUUAAACCGCAAUUCUCCUGCGGGAACGUCACGUAUAGGGAUGUUGCCACCGCCACCUGGCGGCUCUGCACUGUUGAGACCUGAGCCUCCGCGACCAGAUGAAUCCUCACGACUUGCGUCUGGAAGCGCCAGUGUAUCACAACCUCAGUCGCAGCCGCAGCCUCCGCGAACAAGUACUGCUCCUGUCGCUGCGCCUGUCACCACUGCCAAGCGACCUGAAAUGCUCAUCGUGGAGCAGCUUGCGCCGACCCGCCACCCCGUAACUAGCCAGCCACAGCCGCAACAACAACAGCAGCGACUAUUGAAUUCAAGGUAA